This is a messenger RNA of Fasciola hepatica (liver fluke), 246 nucleotides long. The record is from the annotation of a GenBank genome assembly. NCBI's taxonomy places the organism in Eukaryota, Metazoa, Platyhelminthes, Trematoda, Plagiorchiida, Fasciolidae.
AUGAUUGGUCUUGCAGUUGGAGAUAUUGGUCAGAUUCAACGAUCUGCUACACUUCAAGUGGUCGCACAACAAGUCUACUGGUUGGAUCAAGUGGAAUCAAGGUUGUCGAAGUGGCUGCAUAAGAAAGCACAAGUGAAACACUGGGUUAUUCGACCACCUCUCACAUUCAACAGACGAAAACCUCACACAGUGGAAUUGAAAUUUGCGCUUACCAAGCUAAACAAGGACAUUCGAAGCGAAUUAUGA